AUGGGCAAACAAUUAAAUGAUACUGAUCCUUAUAUAAAAGAAGCUCGGAAUACAAAAGAGAAUGGGUUCUACAUGUUUGUCACCCAAGAGCGAUUUUUAUCAACUCAUUCAGAGUUCAUUAUUCGUAACAAGGAUGUGGAUUCGAUAUGGUGGAAAAAGGUUAUUACAAUUCAGCAAUUUGGGGUAUUUUUUGGAUCAUUGAUAUUUGGGUGGGUAUCCGAUCAUAUUGGAAGAAAGACUGUUUGCCAAUACUCGCUGCUGUUUUCUUCGAUAAUCCUUUUAAUAGAGGGAUUUCUUACGAAUACAAUUGCUAUUACGGUAUGUCGGUUUGUUAUCGGAACUCAAGCCGGAGCUAUGAUCAUUGUCGCUUGGAGCCAUACAACGGAGCUCAUUUCUCCAAAGACAAGAUUUCUUGCUCGAGCAUUUUCCAACUGGCCAAAUGCGAAAGUUGUUCUUGUGGCGGUCUGUUCAUUUUCUCAAAACUGGAGAAUAUCCCUCCAUGUCAGUUCCGCAUUGACACUGGUUGCUUCCGGAUUAUAUUUUUUUGGAAUGCCGGAAAGCCCGACAUGGUUACACUGCCACGGUCAGAGAGAAAAAGCUCAACAGGUCAGCGGAAGAGUUUUUGAGAAAUCCGGUGGUCUUUGCAUUAUUGAUUUGCCAACCGGAAUAAAAAACAAAAGUUUGACGUUCUCGCAAAUCUGGAAGAAGGAGAAAUACAGAAAUGUGAUCAUAUUAUUCGGAGCAAUUUGGAUUAUGACAAACUUCACAAAUACCAUGCUUGAUUUUUCCGAAGUCAACAUUUUGAAUGGAUUGUUGACCAGUCAGCUAUUAUUAGCAGUGGUGCCAUCUGUCUUGAAAAUGUUACUUGGAACAACGGAAAUUUACUUAGGAAUUAUUAACAGAAGAAAUCUUCAUUUGGUUUCUCUAUUCAUCAACGGAGUUUCAAUGUUGAUUUGCGGAAUAUUUUUGACGACCCAUUUAGAAAAAAAGUUUAAAAUUUUCUACGUUAUCAUAUAUCUCAUUGGAUAUUCUUCAAUGGAAUUCGUAUGGGAUGCGUGCUUUUUAUGUGUCGUGGAGCAGGUCCCAACUGAAGUGCGAGGCACCGUCUGUGGUACAUGCUCAUUUCUUUCCAGAAUCGCGGGUGUAGCUGCAACAAACAUGGUUCACGUCAAGAAAUUAUGGGCAGCUGCUCCUUUGUACACUGCGGCUUCAACUGCUCUACUUCAUUUCACUCUUGCCUAUUUUUUUAUGGAUGAUAGUAAAGACGCGAAUUUGGGAGAAGUCGGAUUCGAUUUGAGGCGUCUUAGUCGAAAAGUUUCGCAAAAAAUCAACCAACAAUUGAAUCGUUUUCGUCGAGAAAGCAAAACACCUGAUUCGACAAACGAAAAAUUCUAA
Messenger RNA from Caenorhabditis bovis, 1395 nucleotides. NCBI's taxonomy places the organism in Eukaryota, Metazoa, Nematoda, Chromadorea, Rhabditida, Rhabditidae. The record is from the annotation of a GenBank genome assembly.